UGGAGCUCAGUACACUCCCUGUGAUGUUCUUGUUGGUUUCACUUACACUAGUGGCCCAGGCUCAAGGAAUAUGUUUUGACCAUCCCAAAGCUGUGUUGUCUAUAAACCCUGAUACACGUGUGUUUGUUGGAGACACUGUUACACUCAGAUGUGAGCUACAGGGAGGGGAAAACCUUGAGCCGCCAUUCACAUGGCAUAGAAAUCAUGAGAAACUCGGUCGAGACACAGAGCAGGAAAUCAUUCUCUCAUCUGUCAAAAACUCUGACAGUGGUGACUAUACUUGUUGGGGACAAAAUUCAGAUUGCAGUUAUCCUGUUGCACUGAUUGUAUCAGAGAGACCGCAGGCAGUACUGAGUGUAUCUCCACAGAACUGGCUGACUGAAGGAGACUCAGUGACUCUAAGCUGUGAGGUUACAGACUCCUCUACAGACUGGACAUUCGGCUGGUACUCAGUUGUUCCCUACAGAGACGGUGUAACUCAAAUAAAAAAUACUGACUAUGUCAUGUAUGUGGAGUUUCUGUCAGACAGCAGCAGAGGAUCUGGAGGCUCCUACACUCUCAGUCCUUCUGCUCUUCAUCACACAGGAGUUUAUGUGUGUAGAGGAGAGAGAGGAGAACCAGUCACUCACAUACUGUACAGCAAUCCACAGCCUCUAUGGAUCUCUGGUGAAUCUCCUCCAGUGUCUCUGAUCAUCAGUCCCAGCAGAACUCAACACUUUACUCGUGACUCUCUCUCACUGAGCUGUGAGGACCAGAGUAACUCUACUGGAUGGACAGUGAGACGAUACACAGACAGUGAAGGAGUGUUAGAUUGUUCACAGUGGGGAUCAGUUACAGGAUCUACAUGUAACAUCAGCUUCCUCUCCACAUCCUACACUGGAGUUUACUGGUGUGAGUCUGAAUCUGGAGAAAACAGUAAUCCUGUCAACAUCACAGUUCAUAAUGGUGAUGUGAUUUUAGAGAUUCCUGUUCAUCCUGUGACUGAGGGACAUCCUCUGACUCUACACUGUUUAUAUCGUAACACAAAUCCCUCAAACAUCCGAGCUGAUUUCUAUAAAGAUGGAUCAGUCGUCCAGAACCAGACUACAGGAGAGAUGAUCAUCCAUAAAGUCUCAAAGUCAGAUGAAGGUUUCUACCACUGUAAACACCCAGAGAGAGGAGAGUCACCGAGAAGCUGGAUCUCAGUCAGACUUACAGGAUCUACAUCUCCGCUCUCAGUGCUCAUGCUGAUCAGUAGUGUAGUGACGGCAUCUCCAUAUCUGCUGGUCACCAUCAUUCUGCUGGUCAAAUGUUACAGAGCUCGAGCUCACACUGAUGAAGACAGAAUUGAGAAUGCAGUCAUAGAGGAGAAGUGGUACGGCUUUAACACACACCUCUGCUCUGUCACCCAGUCAGUCAUUAGAGGGACAGGAUGGAGUUCAGUCCACUCGCUGUGAUGUUCCUGUUGGUGUCAUGUAUACAAGUGACUUAUGCUAAAGGUGAUAUAUUUAUAAAUUAUUCUUAAUAUACUACACAUACUGUAAAAAUUAUUUGUAUUGUGUCUUAGUCAGUUGUGUAAAAUUUGCCAGUUUGUUAC
Molecule: messenger RNA, 1576 nt
Organism: Silurus meridionalis
Lineage: Eukaryota; Metazoa; Chordata; Actinopteri; Siluriformes; Siluridae
Product: Fc receptor-like protein 5
Exons: 11
Coding region: 24-1436 (470 amino acids)
Biological process (GO): cell surface receptor signaling pathway
Molecular function (GO): transmembrane signaling receptor activity
Source: RefSeq, a predicted model, not a curated record